UGCACUGCUAUCGUGGUUUGUGUGAUCUCUUGAUGACCUCUGGCGCUACUAAUCUUACAUUGAGUGUCAUAAUAGUUGCUUGGAAAUGAUCCAGUGUUUACCGAAAUGGAGUGUCAUGAAGCCCCAAUACUAGUUUUUGCUUUUUGCCUGAUUUUUGCUCUAAGUAAAGCUAUACCACCCGACAAACAUUACCGCUCAGAUUAUGUAUACAAUCGACAAACCGACGCGUUCUACAAGAUACACAUUGAAGAAACAUUCAACCACGGCGCAGCUGUAACUUGCUCCCUGGAAGGAGCUACGCUUAUGGUGCCCUCAACGAGAGAAGACCUGAUCCAAGCCCAUGCUAUGAUGAAGAGUUUCCCAGAUAUUGGAGACUAUUUUUGGAUAGGCGCUGAUGGAAAGGAGCACGAAUCAGUUGAAGAGCAACCGAUUAUCAAUCUGCAUGCAGAAAGCAGUGAAUACGAAUACGUCUCACCGUGUGACAUCCUGACGAGAAGAGGCGAGAUAGAGUCGGCGUCCUGCUACCACCGGCGACCGUUCAUCUGCAAGGUGGCUGCCAAUGACGCCAUUUACGAUAGCCAAUGCCACGUCUAUAGCAGCGCGUACCAGUAUUAUUCCUCGGUGGGGAGCUGCUACAAGGUCUCGGAUGUACCGUUGACGUGGGACCAGGCGUACGCUGAAUGUCGUGCUGAAGGCGCACACCUGGUGGUACUCAACUCCGAAGCGGAGCACCAAGCUGUGUGGGACAUCAUCCGCGCCGCGCCGAGAGCCAUUGGCGUCCAGGCGUUCUUUUUCUUCUUCGCUGGCAUCAGAGCGAAUAGACCCACCGAUGGGACCCCUAGAGUUUUUAGGACUGUCUUCAAUGAGACGCUCCAAGAGGCAGGGUACUCGGAGUGGUCGGAAGGCGAGCCCAACAACUACCAGGACACAGAGUACUGCGGCACCAUAUUCCUCAACAAUGGCAAGUACAAUGAUGUCGAAUGCGCGCACCUAUACCAGUUUGUAUGCGAGAAGGAAGUGCACGCAGCGACACAUUGAAUUUCAACAAAAAAAAUUA
This is a messenger RNA of Pectinophora gossypiella (pink bollworm), 1057 nucleotides long. Its product is annotated as macrophage mannose receptor 1-like. Gene Ontology annotation, molecular function: carbohydrate binding. Bases 106 to 1038 code for a protein of 310 amino acids. Gene Ontology annotation, cellular component: external side of plasma membrane. NCBI's taxonomy places the organism in Eukaryota, Metazoa, Arthropoda, Insecta, Lepidoptera, Gelechiidae. The transcript has 5 exons. Gene Ontology annotation, biological process: biological process involved in interspecies interaction between organisms. The record is from RefSeq and is a predicted model, not a curated record.